Spinacia oleracea (spinach) is the source of this 1863-nucleotide messenger RNA. Its product is annotated as ribose-phosphate pyrophosphokinase 4-like. Gene Ontology annotation, molecular function: magnesium ion binding. Gene Ontology annotation, biological process: 5-phosphoribose 1-diphosphate biosynthetic process; purine nucleotide biosynthetic process. The transcript is spliced from 11 exons. The record is from RefSeq and is a predicted model, not a curated record. The coding region runs from base 673 to 1629 and encodes 318 amino acids. NCBI's taxonomy places the organism in Eukaryota, Viridiplantae, Streptophyta, Magnoliopsida, Caryophyllales, Amaranthaceae. Gene Ontology annotation, cellular component: ribose phosphate diphosphokinase complex; cytoplasm.
UGAAACUCAAAACCAAAUACACAAAACCCUUCUUCUUGCCAUUCACGUGAACCUGUAAAAAAAAAAAAAAAAAAAAUCACUCUCGAGCCUCCUCCUUCGUCAGCCGCCGCACCAGGCACCGCCUGGCCGUCGUCGUUGUCACGCCGCCGCUCUCCUCCACUCGUCACCACCGCACCAUCACUGCCACCGUGCACUGCUGUUGCACCGCCCAGCUCGCCGACCAACGUUUUCUAUCAUCCUCUUUCUUGUCUCUUCAUUCUCACGACGGCAGCCAAGCACGAUAGAGUGCGACCACCGUAAUCACCACCACCAGGCUCCAGCCGCGUCGCCCGUCCCCCGCGACCAGCGCCUUGUGCAGCGCCGCCUGUGCUCCGCCGGCCAGCCUCCUCUCUCCCUCUUGAUUUGGCGGAGAAUUCUCUUUAGGCGACUUUUGAAAGUGUUAAAGUGGCCUAUUAGUUGUUUAUGCAAGUCUCUAAGGAUCAAUAAGCAUUGUCCAUCUGCAGGUUUGAAGAUGUUGCAUCAUUGGGAUCGGGAAUAGAGAGCUUGUAUUUAGUUUUGAUUUGCUAAGUUGACUUGGGAAUACGAAUACCGAAUAUUAGUAGUGUAGAUAAAGCACAUUCUCACAGUCUCAAUUAAAGUUGCAUUCUGAAAAAGCUAACCAAAGAGAAACAAAUGGAGAAACCCAACACGAAGCAAGUGUUGUUGUUCUACUGUGUUGAGGCUGAAGAACUUGCUCGUUUAGUUGCUGCUCAAUCUCCUCUCAUCACCCUUCAAUCCAUUAAUUGGAGGAGCUUCGAUGACGGAUUUCCAAAUCUUUUCAUAAAUAACGCACAAGAUAUAAGAGGCCAACAUGUUGCCUUUUUGGCUGCUUUUAGCUCACCAGCCGUUAUAUUUGAACAACUGUCUGUCAUUUUUGCUCUUCCAAGGCUGUUUGUUGCGUCCUUCACAUUGGUCUUACCAUUUUUUCCAACUGGAUCCUUUGAGAGAAUGGAAGAGGAAGGAGAUGUUGCCACAGCUUUUACAAUGGCAAGAAUAUUAUCCAAUAUUCCAGUAUCAAGAGGUGGACCAACUAGUGUGGUCAUAUAUGACAUACACGCUCUGCAGGAAAGGUUUUAUUUUAGUGACAAUGUAUUGCCGUUGUUUGAAACUGGGAUCCCCUUGUUGAAGCAGCGCCUUGAUCAACUCCCAGAUGCUGAUAAGAUAGUAGUUGCAUUCCCAGAUGAUGGAGCAUGGAAGCGAUUCCACAAGCAGCUAGAUCAUUUUCCUAUGGUGGUUUGUGCAAAGGUUCGUGAAGGUGAUAAAAGGAUAGUGAGGCUUAAGGAAGGCAACCCAGCUGGCUGUCACGUUGUUAUAGUGGACGACUUAGUUCAAUCUGGAGGCACUCUUAUUGAAUGCCAGAAAGUAUUGGCUGCGCAUGGUGCAACGAAGGUUAGCGCCUAUGUGACCCAUGCUGUAUUUCCAAAGAAUUCAUUUGAGCGUUUUACACAUAAAGAUGAUGGUUCAGACAAAGCGUUUACUUACUUCUGGAUCACGGAUUCCUGUCCUCGCACUGUAAAGUCAAUUGCAAAUAAAGCUCCUUUCGAAGUUCUGAGUCUUGCUGGGUCGAUUGCUGACGCUCUUCAGAUAUGAAAGAUAUGGAGCUAUUUGACUAGAAGAAGCGCGAGUUUGUAACAUGAUGUGAGUUCAUCAAGGAGACAUUAGUGUUUAAAAUAACAGAAUUAUGAGGCAACAGAAUUGCAACCUCCUUUUCAGUUUGGAUUGCGUGAGGUUUGUUGUUGGUCUUAGCUUCUAGAUUAGUUAUUGUGAAUCUGAACGUAUUAAGACUCAAUGAUUAUUAUAUUCAAGUAGUUGGAUUAGACAAGA